This is a messenger RNA of Pseudocercospora fijiensis CIRAD86, 588 nucleotides long. RefSeq lists its product as uncharacterized. The transcript is spliced from 2 exons. Bases 1 to 588 code for a protein of 195 amino acids. Lineage: Eukaryota; Fungi; Ascomycota; Dothideomycetes; Mycosphaerellales; Mycosphaerellaceae. The record is from RefSeq and is a predicted model, not a curated record.
AUGAACAGCAACAUAGCCCAGCCAACCACGCCUGCCACCGCAGAACCAGAGAUGAGCGCCGGAGCAAAGAUGGUUGUGAAUCUGCUCUGGACCAUUUGCUAUCCAAUCACCUUGGUACUCUGGUACAUUUGCCUCGCCAUGCUGUUCGUCCUCAAGACGCUCUACCUCCCAAUUCCAUUUCUCCUGCAACCGCUCGUGCACUUGGCUCGCUUCACGCUGGCGGUUGCCGCGCUACCAUUUCAGGUCGCGGCUCGCUUCGAGACCCUCUACAUUUACCUAGGCGUGGCGGCUAUUAUCGGGCUCCUGGGAGGUCUCCUUGUCGCCGCCAUCUACAGCUUUCUGUACAACCUCUUUGAAUUCGAAACACCCCCCGAACCAGCGAGGCUCAGAACUGCCAAGGAAUAUCGCCACGACAAGCAGAAGAAGCAGAAGAUGGAGUUCGAACAGCCCUCAAGACUUUCACCUCGUCUUCUAUCGCCUGCUUCGUUGCCUUCGGGCUAUGGCAGCUUGUCUGAUGGCGCGAGAAAUGGAAAUGGAAUGAGUCUUUUUGCGACUGCUAUUAUGGAGGAGGAAGAUUCUGACUUUUAG